This is a messenger RNA of Myripristis murdjan (pinecone soldierfish), 6023 nucleotides long. RefSeq names its product kinesin-1 heavy chain. NCBI's taxonomy places the organism in Eukaryota, Metazoa, Chordata, Actinopteri, Holocentriformes, Holocentridae. Gene Ontology annotation, molecular function: microtubule binding; microtubule motor activity; ATP binding. The coding region runs from base 253 to 3141 and encodes 962 amino acids. Gene Ontology annotation, biological process: microtubule-based movement. The record is from RefSeq and is a predicted model, not a curated record. The transcript is spliced from 26 exons.
UUGUGAUCCACAUCCACAGGAGGGGUGAGGUGGCCAGCCGCUGAUCCACCGGUAUCAUGGCUUCCUAACAGGAGAGGAAGUGAUUUAGAGACAAAACAGGGAUUUUUGUGAAAUAUCCGACAGAUUGCUGCACUUUCCAGACCCUGAGAUUUGGGACAGAGGGGCUUGGCCUCCCUUUUUACCCUCCGGCCGCCCCAAGAUCCAGGAUCUACUCUAAUUUUAGCGUGAAUUUCCAUCCGUAAACCGUGGAAGAUGGCCGACCCGGCGGAGUGCACCAUCAAAGUGAUGUGCCGUUUUAGGCCCCUGAACAGCUCCGAGGUGACCAGAGGGGACAAAUAUAUUCCCAAGUUUCAAGGGGAUGAGACCGUGGUCAUCGGGGGCAAACCGUACAUGUUUGACAGAGUGUUUCAGUCAAAUACAACACAGGAACAAGUGUACAAUGCCUGUGCCCAGAAGAUUGUCAAAGAUGUCUUGGAAGGAUACAACGGGACAAUUUUUGCAUACGGGCAGACCUCAUCUGGUAAAACACACACCAUGGAGGGAAAUCUCCAUGACACAGAGUCAAUGGGCAUUAUCCCCAGGAUAGUGCAGGACAUUUUCAAUUACAUCUACUCCAUGGAUGAGAAUCUGGAGUUCCAUAUCAAGGUUUCAUAUUUUGAAAUAUACUUGGACAAGAUCCGGGACCUUUUGGAUGUGUCAAAGACCAACCUGUCAGUGCAUGAAGACAAAAACAGAGUACCCUAUGUCAAGGGUUGCACUGAGAGAUUUGUCUGCAGCCCGGAGGAGGUCAUGGACACCAUCGAUGAAGGCAAAUCCAACAGACAUGUAGCAGUUACAAACAUGAACGAGCACAGCUCCAGGAGUCACAGCAUCUUCCUGAUCAACGUUAAGCAGGAGAACACACAGACGGAGCAGAAACUGAGCGGGAAGCUCUACCUGGUGGAUCUGGCUGGCAGUGAAAAGGUCAGUAAAACAGGAGCAGAGGGCGCCGUGCUAGAUGAAGCCAAAAACAUCAACAAGUCUCUGUCAUCCCUGGGAAAUGUCAUCUCUGCUCUGGCUGAAGGAACGGCCUACAUCCCAUACCGAGACAGCAAGAUGACCCGUAUCCUGCAGGACUCGCUGGGUGGAAACUGUCGGACCACCAUCGUCAUUUGCUGCUCGCCUUCGUCCUACAAUGAGGCUGAAACCAAAUCCACCCUCAUGUUCGGACAAAGAGCAAAGACCAUCAAGAACACUGUGUGUGUGAACGUGGAGCUGACGGCAGAGCAGUGGAAGAAGAAGUAUGAGAGGGAGAAGGAGAAGAACAAGACCCUGAGGAACACCAUCACCUGGCUGGAGAACGAGCUCAACCGCUGGAGGAACGGUGAGAGUGUGCCAGUGGAGGAACAGUUCGACAAGGAGAAGGCCAAGGAAGAGGUGCUGGCUCUGGACAAUGUGCUCAACGACAAGCCGGCCUCCACACCCAACGUGCCCGGGGUUCGCCUCACCGACGUCGAGAAGGACAAGUGUGAGGCUGAGCUGGCCAAGCUCUACAAGCAGCUGGAUGAUAAGGAUGAUGAGAUCAACCAGCAGAGCCAGCUGGCUGAGAAGCUGAAGCAGCAGAUGUUGGACCAGGAGGAGCUGCUAGCCUCAUCUCGUCGCGAUCACGAGAACCUCCAGGCAGAGCUUAACCGCCUGCAGGCGGAGAACGAGGCAUCCAAGGAGGAGGUGAAGGAGGUGCUGCAGGCUCUGGAGGAGCUGGCUGUCAACUAUGACCAGAAGAGCCAGGAGGUGGAGGAUAAGACCAAGGAGUUUGAGGCCAUCAGUGAGGAGCUCAGCCAGAAAUCGUCCAUCCUGUCAUCACUGGACUCUGAGCUCCAGAAGCUGAAGGAGAUGUCCAACCACCAGAAGAAGAGGGUGACUGAGAUGAUGUCAUCACUGCUCAAAGACCUGGCUGAGAUCGGCAUUGCCGUGGGCAGCAACGACAUCAAGCAGCACGAUGGUGGCAGUGGCCUGAUAGACGAGGAGUUCACCGUGGCCCGUCUGUACAUCAGCAAGAUGAAGUCGGAGGUGAAGACCAUGGUGAAGCGCUGCAAGCAGCUGGAGAGCACUCAGUCCGAAAGCAACAAGAAGAUGGACGAGAACGAGAAGGAGCUGGCCGCCUGCCAGCUGCGCAUCUCCCAGCAUGAGGCCAAGAUCAAGUCCCUGACGGAGUACCUGCAGAAUGUGGAGCAGAAGAAGAGGCAGCUGGAGGAGAACGUGGACUCUCUGAAUGAAGAGCUGGUCAAGAUCAGUGCUCAGGAGAAAGUCCAUGCUAUGGAGAAGGAGAAUGAGAUCCAGACGGCCAAUGAAGUCAAGGAAGCGGUGGAGAAGCAGAUCCACUCCCACCGCGAGGCCCACCAGAAGCAGAUCAGCAGCCUGAGGGAUGAGCUGGACAGCAAGGAGAAACUCAUCACCGAGCUGCAGGAUCUGAACCAGAAGAUCAUGCUGGAGCAGGAGAGGCUGAGAGUGGAGCACGAGAAACUCAAAUCCACCGACCAGGAGAAGAGCCGCAAGCUGCAUGAGCUCACGGUGAUGCAGGACAGAAGGGAGCAGGCCAGACAGGACCUGAAGGGCCUGGAGGAGACAGUGGCGAAGGAACUGCAGACCCUGCACAACCUGAGGAAGCUCUUUGUCCAGGACUUGGCCACCAGGGUUAAAAAGAGUGCUGAGAUGGACUCUGAUGACACCGGUGGGAGCGCGGCCCAGAAACAGAAGAUCUCCUUUCUUGAGAACAAUCUUGAACAGCUCACCAAGGUUCACAAACAGCUGGUCCGUGAUAAUGCAGACCUGCGCUGUGAGCUUCCUAAACUGGAGAAGCGUCUUCGUGCUACGGCUGAGCGGGUCAAGGCCCUGGAAUCUGCUCUGAAGGAGGCCAAGGAGAACGCCGCCCGCGACCGCAAGCGCUACCAGCAGGAGGUGGACCGCAUCAAGGAGGCCGUCAGGGCCAAGAACAUGGCCAGGAGGGGCCAUUCAGCUCAGAUCGCCAAACCCAUCCGGCCUGGCCAGCAGCCGGUGGCGUCGCCCACCCACCCCAACAUCAACCGCAGCGGGGGAGGUUUCUACCAGAACAGCCAGACGGUGUCCAUCAGGGGAGGCGGCGGCAAGCAGGACAAGAACUGAGGCGCAGCAGGACAGAAGGACGAAACCACAGAAGAAGAAGACGCCGAUAUCCCCCCCCUGCCCCCCAAACUACCCGUCAUUCCAUUACAGCGAAUAGCUCCUCGCCGCUGCUUUAGGGGCUGCGAGGGAGUUUCUGAAUUAUAAAUAUAUAUAUAAAUAUUCCUGGCCUGUACAGCUCCACCCCACCCCCACCUCCCCACCCACACCCGCUCUUUUCUCCACCCGCACCCCCCUCCCUUCAUGUCUCCUCUUAUCUCUUUCUCUAUCUGGAUAUAUUAAACACACAAAAAAAAACACAACAAAAAAAAAACACACACACACAAUUUAAUUUACAAAACGCAAGAUAUUAUUCUUAUCCACCGAACCAAACGCAGUCUUGAGCGCAGCCUCGGCGAGCGAAACCGCGCGUGACUCGAAUGUGUAGCUUCGGUUUCGUUUUUUUGCACAGUCUGUCGUCAUCCGUCGUCGUGCGAGUAGUUCUUCUGCACUGUGCCAAGCUGAAUGUAACGGUAGCAAGAUCUGUAAAAAAAAGAAAAACAACCAACAAACAAACAAACAAAAAAAAAAAAACUAAAAAAAAAAAAAAAAAAUGACCCUACCAACGAGAAUAGCUCGACUUAGGCUAACCUCUGUACAUUUCAUCAUUACUAUCGGUUGUUAACCACACUUUUCUCUGGAUAGAUUUUACAUGCUUCUUUAAGGAAAUAUAAAACUGUACGGUUUUGAAUCGACUAGAUGGCAUCGAGCACUACUGUUCUGUCCGGUCUUGUUGUACAGAUGUAAAAUUGGCACUACACGCUUCCUGAAGAGGUGUACGGUAUUCGGGGAACGGAAAAUUAAGAAGGAAGAAACAACAACAACAACAAAAAAAAAAAGAAGAAAGCAAAACGCCAAGACGUGAGACAGUGUAGAUGUAUUUAACUACAUACCUGUGGAGGCCAAUUGUUUUUAUCGUUAAGUUAAAAAAAAAAAAAAUUAUACUCGUUAUUGGUGACUUCACAAGAAGGAUGAAUUGUAAAGAGUGAGGAAGGAAGGAAGGAAAGAAGGAAGGAAAGAAGAGAAUGAUCCGGUGAAACAAAAGAACGGAAACCUUUAGCACAGCUUGUCCACGUAGCUAAAUUGUCCUGUCUUUGCUUCUCAGUGCAUUACGAUGCCGUAUUACUGGAUGAGGUGUAUAUCUCUCUGCACAUUGGAGCACAUAGACACACACGCAUACGUAGACUGAGAUAGCACACACAAAACUGGUCCUGUCCUAGCUAGGUCGGUGUCGACUCACUCAUCCUGAACCUGUGUCCCCCUUGGCUCGGAUAUUCAUUGGACGGCGGGAACCUUUUUUUUCCAUUCUUUUGUUUUGUUUUGUUAUUAUUAUUAUUAUUGUUAUUAUUGUAAACUUGACUGUUCAGGAACUGUUUGUCUAUCCGCGAGCUUUCCCUGCCAUGUCAAGCUGAUGGAGCUGAUUGGUUUAUCAUAUCAAGGGUGCCUCACUUCGAAGAAAAAUCUUUCUUUUUUUUUUCUACCCAAAACUGUCCCUCUUUUUUGUUUAUAAUAGACUUAGGACCUGUAACUGUAUGUCGUGUCCCACUGGUUGUAAAUUGCAAAAGCAAUGUGUUUUGCUGGAUUUAUGUACUGUAUUUUUUUCUUUUCUUUUCUUUUUUUUUUUUGGUCAUUGUUCCAUAGAUUGAUUGAUUGUGUAGAUUGGGAUGCAUGGGAGGGGGGGAGAAAGGCGGGUGGGAGGCGGUGUCAAUUGAUUGGCAGGACCUGCGCCGCUGAUCAGCCAAUCAGAACGAGCCAGGUCCGACGUCAGUGUGAGAGACAGUGCUGAACAAUCUUGUGUCGUCAUCUCAAGGAAGGGUUUAUUUAACUAGUCAGGGACUUAGGAUUUUUGUUUUAUUUUAUGGUUGUCGUUACUGCGUUUUAAGAAUAUUUUUUCCAAUGGUUUUUAAUCCCCCCUCCCCCCACACACACCCUUUAUCACUCAGUCGUUCUUCUCUCACCACACCCUGUUUUUAAUCCCGUGGAACCCCAAAUGCAUUUGCAAAGAGCUCGGUGUGAUUGUAACCCCAGCAUGAGAACACUAACAUCUUGUGCAAGUGCAAUAUUAAAAUACGGUAUACCAGUCGACUAAUAGGUGUGACCAGGGUGAGUCUGUCUAGCGGUAGUCCUGCCACAAUAAUGUCUAUCUAACUUGAUCUGUUGUUUUUGAACAGGAAGGAUGUGAAUAAUAGCACUUCAGAACACUUCUUCACAUAGAAACACUCCAUAUGCGGCUGUUUUUGAAUGGAGGAAAAAGAGAUUUCCAAAGCCCAGUAAAUGGAACUAUUUGUAACUGUUUACAGUGAAUAAUUUAAUUAGUAGACUGUUUGCUUUGUAGAAGCUGAGCAGGGGAGGAGUAGCUCCCCCGUAACUAUGACAGGACAGUGUUUGGUGUCUAUGAAGAUGGUUUAUUCCCUCUGUAUAAUCUUUUAGAUGAGUUAAGAUUUUGCAGCAUGGUCCUCAAGAUGUGUAUCUUUAUCCUGACCUCCCAGCAGUAUAGCAUACAAAACGGGGAAAAAUUGAGAAAAAGAACAAAUAAACAAAAAAAACAAAAGAUAGAUUUGUUUAAGGUGUUUACCAAAAUUGAAGCUGCAUUAAUUCCCAAUUAAAAAAAAUAAAUAAAAAAAAUAAAGCAUAGCCACUUUUUAUUACUGUGUAAUAGUCGCUCAAUUUGUAAAGGACAGUUUUGAGGAUCCAUCAGAGGACAAAGGUACUGGAUCAUUCCUGGAGAACUGGGGCACAAUAGCAGGGCUCAGAUUUGGAGGGAGACGGGAACGUUAAUGAGAUCACCGUUUUGGAUUGACUGCAUGAUGUAAAUGUAUGUGUGAUUAAAUAAUUAUGAGAAAACA